AUGGAAAGCUCAGUAGUUAUCUACACUACUGAAGAAUUAAGAGAUCAAUGUUAUCCUAGUGAUAUUUCAAGUUUAUUAGGAUCUCUAAACACUUACAACUACCUUGUUCAAGUUACAAAUGACCUGCAUCAGAUUAACGAUAAAUUAUAUACUUACGACACAUAUUCUCAAGGAAAUCUAAUGGAAUUAAUGACAGAUCUCAUGGAAAGGAGAGACAGAGCAAGAAGAGUCUACAGACAGUACUAUAAUGUAGCAUACAUGGAUAAUGAAUCUGAUCACAAUAGCAUCUUGCAUAUUUACCAUCAUUCAGAAACAAUAUUAUCUGAAGAUGAAGAUGAAGAUGAAGAUCCAUACAAUCCAAUAUCAAUACAUCUAAUGAACUUACAAAAUGAAUUACAACGUACUAACUCUGUGAUGUCGUUGUACCCAAGAAGAGGAAGCUUAUACUAG
Messenger RNA from Vanderwaltozyma polyspora DSM 70294, 450 nucleotides. It is a transcript of the gene GPG1, whose product is annotated as Gpg1p. The transcript has a single exon. Lineage: Eukaryota; Fungi; Ascomycota; Saccharomycetes; Saccharomycetales; Saccharomycetaceae. The coding region runs from base 1 to 450 and encodes 149 amino acids. The record is from RefSeq and is a predicted model, not a curated record.